UUGUUUACAUGACCAGUAUAUCCUGUUUCUGCCGAUGCUAACGUAGCUGAGAGAAGUGAAAUGAUUUUUAUUAGUAGAUAAUUUGCUUUCUAACAUUCAUUUGUUGUCUGUGAGCAACAUUAAGUUGCCGACAAGUUUGUGUGACGAACAGCUUCACGGAGAGUGAAUCCGUGUAAAUGGCGUCGGUAAAUGAUCCAUUCCAGUUUAAAGAAUUUGAAGAAGCUGGCAAUCUAUUGGAAGCCAACAGAGAUGCUAUCACCAUAAGCAUUGAAGACGACGACAUCCAACCUGAGAGGAAGGGAAAAGCAGCUGGUUUCUCUCCUGAUGUAAAUGAUGAGGACCCACUUGCCAGUGAUGACAAGGCUGAGCUUCUCUCUGGGCAAAAGAAAAGUGUCCCUUUCUGGACAUUUGAGUACUACCAACGAUUUUUUGACAUCGAGACCCAUCACGUGAGGGAAAGAAUCAUUGGAUCAAUGCUUCCAUGGCCUGGAAAGAACUUCAUUCAUCUUUACCUUCGCAGAAAUCCUGAUCUUUAUGGACCAUUCUGGAUUUGUACCACCCUUGUGUUUGCCAUCGCCAUCAGUGGAAACAUUUCCAACUUUCUGGUGCACUUUGGCCAACCACAUUAUAAGUAUACCCCUGAGUUUCAAAAAGUGACCAUAGCUGCAACAGUGAUCUUCAGCUAUGCUUGGUUUGUGCCCCUCGCCCUCUGGGGUUUCCUGCUAUGGAGAAACAACAAGAUCAUGAACUUGGUGUCCUACUCGUUUAUGGAGAUCGUCUGUGUGUAUGGAUAUUCUCUUGCAAUUUACAUACCAGCAGUGGUCCUGUGGAUCCUCCCGUUUGAAUGGCUGCAGUGGUGCACCAUCGUAGUGGCGCUCUGCCUCUCUGGCUCAGUUCUGGUGCUGACUUUCUGGCCUGCAGUCAGGGAUGACCACCCCAAAGUUAUGAUAGCAGUCAUGUCUGCUAUUGUUGUGCUCAACGCCCUGCUUGCUGUCGGCUGCAAGGCCUAUUUCUUUCACUCACCACAACCAGAGCUACCACCUGACAAGUCUGUUGUGACUGUGGUGGCUAAGGCGCCGUCCUCGACAUGAAAGCCUUUCAUUGUCUAAAGCUUCUCCUGUUGCCUUAUUUGAGAGACUCGGGUUGCUGUGGUGAUGAAGUCACUGGUCGUCUGGAUUUCACCUGCACUCGCACAUUCUGGCACAUGACCUUAAAACCCUGUGCGGAUACUUGGUUCAAGUGCAUGACCUCUGAAAAUGAACACUGGUACCAGCUAUGUCAUUUCUAAUGGAAUGGGUUCUAAACUUAAAGAUGAAUGGGAUAUGGUGUUACAGCACAAAGAUCUCCUGUAAGAUGGUAGUUUUCUGCUUUAUAGUUUUUCUCUGUUAAAAUAUUUAGAUAACCAGUCUGUGCAGUAAUGUUGAUAAAAUCAAAGGCAUUUUGUAUAUUCAUUUUUUAUAUUCCGUUAAUGGUUACUGGCUUGUAUGUUCUGUGUAAAGAAUAUUGGGUUUGAACAGCACAACAAUAACAGGUGAUAUUCAAGGUUUGGGCUUAUUAUGUACAAAUAUUAUAUUUUCCUUUAACUGAUAACCCUAAGUGCCCUCAAUUAAUGCCAAAGACUCGUUCUGAUGUCCAAGGCAACUUGUGUAACUAUUUUUAAAUUAAUUUGUUUUUAUUGUGACAAAAAGCAUUUGAUAAAAUGUAUACGAUUUAAUAUAUACACUGUUUCAAAAUCAAAAAUGAAUCAUGAUCUUUGUGGGACCCACCUUUAUUAAUGAAAACAUCAUUAUUAAAGGUAUUAUAACACUCA
Molecule: messenger RNA, 1810 nt
Organism: Plectropomus leopardus (leopard coralgrouper)
Lineage: Eukaryota; Metazoa; Chordata; Actinopteri; Perciformes; Serranidae
Gene: yipf1
Product: Yip1 domain family, member 1
Biological process (GO): vesicle-mediated transport
Cellular component (GO): membrane; Golgi apparatus
Molecular function (GO): small GTPase binding
Source: RefSeq, a predicted model, not a curated record